This is a messenger RNA of Rotaria socialis, 504 nucleotides long. The record is from the annotation of a GenBank genome assembly. NCBI's taxonomy places the organism in Eukaryota, Metazoa, Rotifera, Eurotatoria, Philodinida, Philodinidae.
AUGAAUUUUCUCGUGACUCUAUUUGCAAUCAGCAUUAUUACUGUCUGUUAUGGUGAUAUUACCAUCUACCGUGGUACAGCAUGUGGCUGGGCUGAACUCACAACAUCUACUCCCAUUUUGUGUAAUGGGACCGAUCCACGUCUUGGAUGUCCUUCGGGUUAUUCACGUCAGCUACUCGACGAAGGAGUAACGUACUGUUACAAAAUCAACACAACUAGUGGUGGAAAAAAUGGGAUACCAGGCACGCUAUGUGGUGGCCUGGCCCGCGCAGCAUGUGGCGGAUUCAUCCCAAAUAAGCAAUGCCCUCCAGGAUAUACACAAGAUUAUCGUUAUAUAUGUUAUAAGAGCGAUCCGGAAAUUGAAGAUUUAUCAGGCACAAUUUGUGGUGUAAUUAGUGGCGGUAAAGGUCAGACGUGUAAUCGUCUCCAAAAAGGAACAUGCCCAGAUGGAUAUUAUGCCAUUAAUUUUGAUCAGGAAGAUUGGCAUGGUUGCUUCAAAAAAUAG